Leishmania braziliensis MHOM/BR/75/M2904 is the source of this 1680-nucleotide messenger RNA. RefSeq names its product casein kinase I-like protein. The transcript has a single exon. Gene Ontology annotation, molecular function: protein serine/threonine kinase activity; ATP binding. Gene Ontology annotation, biological process: peptidyl-serine phosphorylation; signal transduction; endocytosis. The coding region runs from base 1 to 1680 and encodes 559 amino acids. Lineage: Eukaryota; Euglenozoa; Kinetoplastea; Trypanosomatida; Trypanosomatidae. Gene Ontology annotation, cellular component: cytoplasm; nucleus. The record is from RefSeq and is a predicted model, not a curated record.
AUGACGCUGACAGGGCGCAACGCUCAGGCCGCGCACGCGCGGGACGAUGUAGCAGCUCAAGUGCCACUGCCACCACCGCCGUGCCCAAGCAUGAAUGUCGUAGUCGGCGCCGCUAACCCGCUACAGCAGUGCCACCGCCAUCCCUACAACAACCAACCCACGCAGCAGCAUCCGCAGCUCGGCACCACACCUUCUGCUGUGGCAACUGGCGGCCUUCUUGCCACUGAGCAGCAGCUACAAGCGCCGCAGCCGCAGCGACAACAACAUAGCAUAUUCGGUGGCCGCUUUACCCUUUUCGAUCGACUUGGCAGCGGCGGCUUUGGCGAUGUUUACCGCGCAGAGGAGCGUGACCAGCCGGCACCAGUCGCCAUCAAGGUGGAGCGAGUGACCGACUCAAACGCUCUUCCCGAGCAGUCGUUUCUCUUUCAUGAGGCAAAGGUGUUGCAGGAGAUACACAAGUCGAUUCAGGCUCAUGCCGCGACCCAGAAGCCGAGCCAGCUGAUGCGGCUGCAGCCGGAGCAGGGCCAGAAGGGAAGCGGCCAGUGCGCUGAAAACGAGGCCUCGACGGCAGCAGGUGAGGCGAGGCAGGAAAAAGUAGGAAUUGCGAAGUUGAAGUACUACGGCCAGGACGGCAUGAACCGCGUACUCAUCAUGUCCCUUCACGGCCACUCCGUCGCCAAUGUUCACCGGCAGCAAGAGCGCCUAUCGUUGUUUGCGACAGUGAUGAUCGUGGAUCAGGUUCUUAGCAGCCUCGAACACGUGCACCGCGCCGGGUAUGUGCAUGCGGACUUGAAGCCGGAGAAUAUUCUUUUCGGCCGCGAGGACCAGGAGCAGCUAUACUUGGUCGACUUCGGCCUGAGCGUCUGCUUCCGCGACCGCAAUGGCAAACAUCGUCCUCUCAUCAAGAACCACAGCUUCAUUGGUACCCCACGCUAUGCAUCGCUGCGGACGCACAUGGGCUACACCCUGUCUCGCCGCGAUGACAUCGAGCAGCUCGUGUAUGUCAUGAUUUAUCUCUUUCGCGGUCGCCUACCGUGGUCGGGUCUGCGCAUCCACGACCCGGAUGCGAAGGAGAAGCGCAUUGCGCAAAUGAAGGCGGAUAUGCCGCUUGACUUGAUCUGCGCCGGCUGCCCGGAGGCUUUCCGAGACGUGCUCAACUACGCGCGUUGCAUGGAGUUUGAGGAGGAGCCGCAGUACCAGUUCCUGCAUGUGCUUUUAUGCUCGCUGCGUGACUCAUGGGCUCUGGAGUUAAGCAGCAAGCCGAGUUGCGUGUCCGCGGACGGCACUGGUGGCGUGAUGCCACAGAUGCUGAUGUUGAAUGGCGACUGCUCUACUCACCAGCUUCCCAAGGGCCGAAACAGCGGAGACGGUAUUGCGGGUGAGGGUGCGGUGGAUGUGGCUGCAGCAGGGGUGGAACUUAUCAAGAACACGGGUAUUGUGUCUGGCGUUGUUGACCAGAUUGAUGGGAUUGCCGAGAUCCCAAUGAGGAUGUCGUCACGGGGUACUGGCGCGCCUGCCUUCUUCAGCGACGCCAUCGGCCAGGGUUUCCUGUCGGGUAACGGCACAGAUGCUGGACCGCUAUCGGCGCGCAUCGACUGUCUGAACGACCAGUCGUUCCCAACCCCACCACUGGAUUUGCAGCUGCUGUGUAGGUCGCCGCAACUGCGGCAGAUGUGGUAA